AUAUACAUAGCUAUGGCCGAGGUCAGGAGGGUGUUGCGUCUCACCGUUUGCGUCAUUCGCCGGUGACUCAGCGGAGGGACGGGCAUUUAUCUGGAUGGGAGGCACACAAGAACCAGGAAGCUGUUAGGGACGCAUUUCUAAACUUAAAUAAUCCCUGUUGAAAGGAGCAAGGCCGCCGAAUUCUGUAGGAAAGGAAAACUUUUAUUUUCAUCUUUUUUCUAAACAAGUUUGAGUUUACGUUAGCUCUAGAAGGGACUGGUUUAUAUUUGGAAACAAACAGGCAUGGACCAAGAGGAGCAGGAAGACGAGCUGCUCGCCCUGCAGAGCAUAUUCGCUUCGGAGGAGUUCAUCCGAAAGGAGUCGAAGUGUGCCGGAGAAAUCCGAGUCUCUGUGGAGCUUCCUGAAGACUUUACCGUGGUCCUGAAACAUGGUGGUGAAACACUGAGGCAGUAUGACAUUUCGUUCCUUCCACCCCUGCUUUUGAACUUUGAACUUCCUGAGGACUACCCUUCCUCCUCCCCUCCCGCCUUCACCCUCACCUGCAGCUGGCUGUCUCACACGCAGCUGGGUUUAUUGAGUGCUCAGCUCGCUGAUCUCUACGAGGCCACCAGGGGCGCUGUGGUGCUUUUCUCCUGGGUUCAGUUUUUGAGAGAAGAUGCCCUAAAGCUCCUGGACAUCCACAGUCUGCUGGAGCUUCCUUCAGAUAAACCAAGCUAUCUGCCAGAUAAAAAGAGUAAAGAAGAUAAUGAGCCAUCACUAGCAGCGGCUAAUAACACCCCCAAACCCACAGAUGUGUCUUAUCUUAGUGGACAUGGUUCUUCUGUGUCAUCUGGAGGAAAUUUGUUAAAUCAUUCAACUUCAGCCCAGAGCAGAGACUCUCAGGGAGCUUCUGGACUGAACUCUAAUGAGGCUGACCAAAAAGAUUUAUGUUCCUCGGGCACUAAAGCACAUCAUCCAGAGGCUGAUGCAACAGUUUUACAGAUCUCAGAUUUUAAAUCUGACAGCCGGAAGGAUCUUUCUUCAGCAGCGGACAAAUCUGAAGGUCUUCCAUCUUCAGAGUCUUUUGAAAGUCGCCAGGAAGGUGUUUUCAACAAAUCUGAGGUUUCACAGCCUCUAAGUGAGAAAGAACCAGUCCGGCCCACAGAAAUCUCGUCAAACAACGAAUCGACCUCUGCUUUUCUCUCUUUAACUCCAUCCCAAAAGCUCAUGUCACAGAUUUUAAUCUACAACGCGGCGCAGAAGCAGAAGGUCUUCGCCACCACUGUGUUUGACUGCGGCGUUUGUUACACGGGCUGGCUCGGGUCGGAGUGUGUGCAGCUGCAUGAGUGCAGUCACGUCUUCUGCAGGGCCUGCCUCGGGGAGUUCUGUAAAGUCCAGAUUAAUGAGGGGAAUAUUCGUGGUGUCACCUGUCCUCAUGAUGGCUGUACCGCAACCCCGACACCUGCACAGGUGAGGAGUCUUGUUGGAGAGGAGCUGUUCAGCCGAUAUGAUCGCCUCCUCCUGCAGUCUACACUGGACUGCAUGUCUGAUGUGACCUACUGUCCUCGGACGUCCUGCAGUUCUGCUGUUAUCCUGGAAGAGUCCAGCAACGCAGCGAUGUGUUCUGUGUGCAGCUUUGCUUUCUGUGUUAAAUGCAAGAAGACGUACCAUGGAACAAAGGAGUGCUACGUAAAAACGAAACAGAAGGUCAAAGAGGACAUCCAGCUAGAUAUGCCACGGUCAUUAGAGGGGAAACAGGCCCUUCUGGAUGAUUACAUUGCCAGCAGUACGAAGAGACGAGGUCUUCUGGAGAGCAGAUAUGGCCGACGACUGCUUCUGUCCAUGGAGACGAAUCUGUGUGAAGAGUGGAAAUCUACCAACACCAGACCUUGUCCCCACUGCUUCUGCCCAAUAGAGAAGAACGGUGGAUGUUUCAUGAUGUGGUGCACUCAAUGUCAGCAGCAGUUCAUGUGGCUCUGACUCAGUAAACUGGAUUAACCGUCCCAGCAGGGUGAUAUCAUCACUUGGGGUCCACGUGGCGGGGUGAGGUGGUGCUCACUCCUCAGCAAAAUAAAAAUAAAAAAACACGUGGGGUCCAUUAGGAACACAGAAUGGUUAAGAAACUCCUUCCAGACUUCAGAGGCAAUAGAGACAAACUCCACGUGUGAUUUUAAAAUCUUAAACCAUACAUCUAAACUUUACUUUGGGGACAGUGCAAUAAAAAUGAGUGUUUAAAGCAAAACAUAAGCGCGUGUCCUAAACAGGAUUUAGAUUUGUGCACUAUAUUUAAUAAAUGUAUUUAUUUAUGCCACAUGGAUUCACAAGAAACCGUGUCAUCAGUAAAAGCUGCUGCGCCUGAACAAGUGGUGCUGGGGCCUCGUUCAUCAAAUGUUUGUAGAAAAACGACUAAAUUCCUAUGAAUGAAAUUCUGAAUGUUCGUACGAACAGUAAAAAUCCUGAUUUAUGAAACACGUGGUGGUGUCAUGUACACACGUUCCUCCGCACUCAAUCCCACCUGUGUGUCUCCAGGUUCUCGUGUUCGUUCUCAGUCAUUUACAUGCAGGAACACCCUCAACUAACCAGAUUUGGUCACGCAACGUCCUCAGCUCGUGAGGGGAUUCCCUGGGUUCUACCCGGAAAAAAGAAAGAAAACCCCAUAACAUCCCAAACCUUUAUAGAAACCAGGUUGUGCCACCAUGGGUGCUUUAUUAUUUAUAAUUACACAUAAUUAUUGUUGUUUUCUGAAGAUAUUCAUGGCUUUGAGCAAUGAGUCUUGAUUAACUUGGCUACAGGGAUUAAAAAAGAAAUCUCAGCUUCAUGUUUCUUUUAAUUUGAACUUUUUAGGUUUACAGGAAUUGAUUUAAUUUGUGUUCUGGAAUGAUUUGUUAACUGGUGACGUUAAGGUGACCAGUGAGCAUCAUGGGUUCUACGCUAAUUUUUAAUUACACUGAGGGUGCAAAAUUGUGCUUUUUAUUGUAACGAGUUCUAGGACACUGUACUUGCACUUUAUUGGGGUUCAGUUUUUUUUUUUUUACUUUGGGUUCAGGGGACGUUUUGAAUUGUUCAUUAAAGAGCAAGUCACCCCCUACCAGAUUCUUACUCAACUCCCACUUCCUGUUUGGAAAAUGCAACAAAUGCUGUUGCUAAGCAGACCAAGAGGGCAGAGCCACACACACACACACACACACACACACACACACACACAGGCUCACAACGACAUUGUGGCAUCAUAUGGUACCAGCUAAUGUUCUAGGGUACCUCUUAGCCAAUAGCGAUGGCAGAUUUAAAUUCAAAUGCAGUGCAGAGUUUUUACCUGACAACGGCACAACACUGACAGUUUUAGGCAGAAAAUAAAAAUUUUAACUAAAAUGCACUAAAGUGCAGAACUAUUGACAUGUGUCUGCAGCACGAUUAGACACACAUUUAUAUAGUUUAUCAGAAAAAAAUGAUUUGGGGGUGACUUGCUCUUCAAAUGCUAAUCAAUGAUUACAAAUCUGCAGCAAUAAAGGAGCAAUAGGUACAAAUUCAACAAUAAAAUAAUCACAAAACGGACAAAUAUCUCCAUGCUGGAAAGAAGGUUAUACUGAAACAGAUUUCCUUCUCAGCCUGCUGGGGGUUGUCCAUUUUUCCCUUUCAAAAUGGUGAAAUGGGCACCUAGACUGUGGGUUUGUGAGGAUGCCGUGUCUCCAGCUAGCUAAUGCUGCAGCGCCAGCAAUUGUAAUUCGAUGCUGGGAGGCAAAAUGCUCUAGAUUUGUUUAAAGAACCAAAGUCAGUAAACAAGAGCAACCCAGAAGUUCUAAGAAGCUACAGCAUCUUUUUGUUUUAUUCUAAUAUCAGGUGAAGCAGUCUAGAGGCUAAUGUUAAGGUAUCAUUAAGCUAACAAUGCCAACGGUUAAAGAUGAAGCAAGUAGUCGGCUCUAAAAAAUCAAAAACAACUCAUUAUCGCAGUGAAAUGUGAGGUUAAUGAGUCAAUCGUGGCUUUUUUUAAUGAGUCGUUCAAAACUAUAACAGAAAGAUGGUAAACCACACUUCCUUCCAUGCAGAAGAAAUUUUACUGCAAUAAGUGUAGUACAUGCCCCCUACCAUAAAACACCCAAGAGUGCCAACACCAGAUAUGACAAUGUAUUCCUCUAAUUAUCAACUUGGUGUGUAUGACUUGAUUUGCUUGUCAUCUAGAAUCCUCUGGUGCUCUUUUGUGUAUUCCUACUGUGUGUUUCUACUGAUUGCAUUAUUAAGCUCUUUUUAACAGGCCAUUUUUUACCUUUUGGCUGACAUUUUUGACCACUCCUGCGGUCUUCUUCAGAGCUAGAUGCUAAAAGUGACGCCACCUUUAGCGGCUAGCUCUGAAGAAGACUGCAGGAGUGGUCGAAACUGUCUGCCAAAAGGUAAAAAAUAACCUGUUAAAAAUAACCUAAUAAUGCCAUCUUCUGGUGCUGAUCAAUAACUGGAAACAACCAUGAAACUCAUGGAAAGACGGUGAAAUUUUAGAAAAAUGGGCUUCAGUAACCAGAUUUGACCACAGGGUGUCAUUCUCACUUAAUUCUUACAUAUUGCACCUUUAACUACUAGAACAAGGUGUCCUUUAAUUUAGUUAGACUGUUGGACUUACUGUACGCAGUAGACACUUUAUGAAAUUAUGUUUGGCGUAUUUAAUGAAAAAUAAAAUCAUGUUUAAAUGUUAA
Molecule: messenger RNA, 4661 nt
Organism: Nothobranchius furzeri (turquoise killifish)
Lineage: Eukaryota; Metazoa; Chordata; Actinopteri; Cyprinodontiformes; Nothobranchiidae
Product: E3 ubiquitin-protein ligase RNF14
Biological process (GO): protein polyubiquitination; positive regulation of proteasomal ubiquitin-dependent protein catabolic process; ubiquitin-dependent protein catabolic process
Cellular component (GO): ubiquitin ligase complex; cytoplasm
Molecular function (GO): ubiquitin conjugating enzyme binding; zinc ion binding; ubiquitin protein ligase activity
Source: RefSeq, a predicted model, not a curated record